Amoebophrya sp. A25 is the source of this 6645-nucleotide messenger RNA. Lineage: Eukaryota; Dinophyceae; Syndiniales; Amoebophryaceae. The record is from the annotation of a GenBank genome assembly.
AUGUCGGUGUCCGACGUGAACAACUGGCGUGGGCUCAAUUCCGAAGGUAUUUCACCAGCAACAUGUUCAUGUUGCCAGAACAUCAAAGUAAUUGAAAUUGUCCGAUCGUGUCCGUGUGCAACUGCAAGAAUUAUUUGCUCUGUCCGUCGGUGCGUUCCCGACACGGUUUUUGACCGGGUCGUUUUACGAUUACAUGCAUGCUAUUGUCCCUGUUAUCACCUUUCAUAGUGACCGUAGAGACGUGGUCUGACAGUAUUUCGGUGAUACUGGCAGCUCUGGACAAACCUUGAGGUAAGCGAAAGCGCAGGGAGCUACUUCUACUAGAGCAAAACUCAUGUAGGUGCCCACUGCCUCCACAAUCAUCCAGGCCAAUUCCUGAUAACUUUCCGUGCGGGAACGAUGAUGUGGCACGAGGAGAUGGCAUCUUGUGCCCACUCUCUGACCGGCUAUACACACUACUUGCGCAUGUACCCCCAGCCUAAGGCACUUCUGGAUCCAAUCGUUCAUAGACGGUUCACAUCAAAAACAUCAAAGACGUGGCGACAUGCCGCGUAUGCCGAAGAGACCUCUAGAUCAUCAAUAUGCUUAAUCCGGGCACAUCAUCAGGAGCUGUCUGUACUUGUUUUUAACAGACACGACGGGCAAAGCACGUCAACGAACACCCACAAAACCAGCAGAGAAGGGAGAACAAGACUCGUGACACGAGUCAAGCAAGCGACGCGCAUUCGUCGCAAGGACCUUCUCAAGGAGGUCACGCCAAGUCUCAAACAUGCAGUUUUUUCACAUAACUGCAACAAGAGACGCGCCCUGUUUCUAUGCUAACUCUGUGCUUCUUUUCACUUCGCUACCUUUAAGGCUUGGCCUUUCUUCUUUCAUCAGAGUGUUCAUAGCGUGCCACAUUUUUCAACACUCUGCUACUCGUGCCCCCUUCUCCUUAACUAACGGAGGAGCCUCAGCAAGGUCUACCCCAGGCAAGGUAACCUGAAGAGGCUCCUCGACGUGCUGCUCUCUUGUUUUUUCGUCUUCGAUCGCAGUGAUCGCAUCCACGGAGAUUCCCCGGAACAUAAGUGGCGCCGUCUUUACCAUUUUCAGCCCGUUCACCUUAGUUGCUAUCAUUGAUUUUUGCUGCAGGCGAGUCCAUUUUCAUAGUCCUCGCCUUGGGCUCUUCUUCCCACGUCCAGACAUCAUCUUGCAGCAUGAUUUUUCUAAUCUCAGCCCUGGCGCUAGAAUUGUUCUGCGUUCUUCGUCGGUAAUACGGCAAAGGGCCUCCAACUCUUACGGCCAGCAUUUCCAGCGCAGCCACUGCGAAGCAAGCGCGUCAUUGCCAUCGCUCUCUCGUGUGUGAUCUCCUGUAGCCCUUCCAUCGCCACCGCGUCCCCUUUUGGCUCUUCUUCCUCCUCUCCGUUAAUCAAAUCCGUAGCAGCUGCUCGUAGUAGUGCCUGGCGCCUGGUCUUCUUUGUCCGAGCUUCUCUCUUGUAUUCCUUCAAAAGAGGGCCUAUCAAGGAGAUACUUUUUGCAGAUCUCAUACUUUCCCCGCUUCAGAACCGCCAAGAAGUCAGCAGUUACAUUGUCAAUCAACGACGUCCUAACAUGAAGGGGUGCGUAAGAAAGGAAAGGCCGGGGGCUACUGAGCGGGACAGCAGGAUCAUGACGGGGAACAGGGGAGUCAGACCAACCGUAACGAGGAUUACAUAAUCACCCUUUGCGCAUUAAUCAGCUCACUUUUUUGCAUUUUCAGGCUCUUUUGAAAACUAUUAAUAAAGCACACAUUUGUAUGCGCGAAUAGUCCAAAGGGAAGGGCUUGUGGCACCUGGGUGGGUAUCAUUUGGCACCGCCGUUUUAAACCGAUGACCGACAACCAAUAUUCACCAUCAGCAUAAUAAACCAAGGAGACACGAUCGAAACGAAGCAAACCCGCUAUCAACUUAUUCACCGAACCCGCCGUCGCGAGAAGCUCUCACUCUCAGUAUUAACCUAAAACACUUCCUAGUGAAGUGGGCUGCCCUAGACCGAUUCAGGACGACGAAAAGUAGUGAAACCGAUCUACAUUGGUUAAUACUAGUAAGACUUCUCUGUGCAUCGACGUGCGAAAAUUUGUCUGUCUCAUGUUCGAAAAUUUGAUUACGAAGAUCACACUCAUAAUUAUUAACUUUGGGACGCGUGUUGAUGACUCUACGCAUAAUCCAUUAACCAGGCUGGAUGCGCUUCUUGGCGCUGGUGGCACUGAGUUGGGCAAUGCCCGUAGUCGGCGUGAUAAUGAUGAUCGGAGUUGCCCAGCUUUCUUCACACGGUCUCGGCGAUGUUGAAGAGGACAGCGUACCACGCCGUUUGCCUGCGACUGCAAGAAGUACAGUUUCUUCCUUAAAAACAUGCCGCGACUUUGAAAUCUAUUUCAAUCUGAUUUUGCUCCAUAUAUUUAGAUUUGCUUGGCCUUCGUUCUGGAGAUCAUUAUACUAUUUAAAAGAAGAUAAAGUGUCACCUAGAACACCUGCAUUAAAAAGAAGAAUUUGAUUGUUCGAAUUUCAUUUCUCUCUUCUGAUCUGUCCACAAAGAAGCCGGAAACGCAGCGCAACGACGUGGAGGCGAAACGAUAGCAACGCUCGCGGCCUCCGCGUCGGAGGAAUUGAGCUUUCAAGAACUCGUGCGAAGCACGUGUUGCGACAACUCGGGGUCGUGCUGUUGCGACGAUGGUGGACAUUCUUGCGACCGUGUGCCCAGCCUGCAAGAGACCCGCGGAUUGCGGAGACGCGAUCUGAAACAAGGUGGUAGAGCUGACAACAGGCACCAGCUACCUCACGACGGGAAAAGCAGCUCCGAGCAUCAGCCCGCAACGACAGACGUGCAGGCCCCGAAAGCGAGUACGACUGAAAACGAACACCAACCGCCCCACGCGGUUACAAGCCCUAAGCAUCAGCCUGCAGCGACAGACGUGCAGGACCCGAAAGCGAGUACGACUGAGAACGAACACCAACCGCCCCACGGGGUUACCAGGAGCCCGAAGCAACAUCACACACAGACGACAGACGCGGAAACUCCGGAAGUCGCAAGUAGGGCCGCUUCACGAACAUCAGAAAAGAACGAGUUGUCCGCAGCACGUGCUAGCAAAGCGCGCUCUCUCAGUCCAAAGGGACUCGAAGUGUCUGCAGCCACUCCCGUGGAACUUGAUGCGGAGCAGUUACCUCACGGGCUGACCAGCCUCAAGUACCCGCUCGCAAUGGCAGAUGUAGCGAGUGCGGCAGUGGAUUGGUCAACGUAUCAGCGCCCACUCAUCGGGUUCGAGAACCUGGGCACCACGUGCUACAUGAACGCUUCACUGCAGGCCUUUCUUACGGUCGCAUCUUCAUAAAAUUGACUAAGAGUAAGAUGAACAGGAAAUGCUUUUUCACUUCUUGCAUUCCCUGCCGUGCUGAUUAUUUAGUUUACUUAUCUUCAUGCACAAUUUGUCAAUAGAUCGAUGAAUAUCAAUACGGACGUCCAUGUGUCUGCAAAAAAUUUCAAUGUGAAGUCGAUAAUCCCAGGAGCAGGACCUCCCCCAAUUCUAGUUUUUGCAUGCGCUCCGCUAGUUCCCGUGGCGAGAAGAAAUGAAUAGUACCCAUAGAUACAUAUAUCAAAAUCAUCAUCCCCCGUAUCAUCCCCCCAUACUGGUCGCGGUUGGAAUUCUCCGGACAUACUGACUACAUUAUUGACGGAUUCCCUGGCUCUACUAAUGUUUUGUCGCUGCCGCCACUAGUGGAAUUUAUGCGCAAUAUCGAAAAGAAUCAGAACGAAGUGGCAAAAGCGGAUGCGCGUCUGCAAAUUUGCUUGGGCACUGCAGUACUACUUCUGAAAGCGUAAGUACCUUGCGCUGGAGAUUGAGUAGAAUAGACUUUCGGCAUGUAUUCGUCUUUAAUGCCUGAGUAAAUUAUAAUGCUAAGUAGUUUACUCAGGCAGCCCAUCUGCAUUAUCGUCAGCCUCAGAGCAGAGGCAUGGUUCCCAAGUGUCCAGAGCAUACUCGAUAUUGUUUGAGGAUCCAUAAUUUAACCUGAGUAACAAGGUGACGACCAUUGUCAGAUGAAAGUUGCGAUGUGUCCCGAACUACAAGUGGAUUCAACUUUGUACUCUCAGUGUAGCUCCUGCUGAUCCCCGAUCUAUCUCCAGGACAAGAGAGCCUCACGGAUGGACACACCAGUGACGGAGGGUGACUCGCAAGCGCAAUUGGUUGAAGAGUUUCGACAUUUGGUUGUGGAUGAAAUUUUUACCAAGGACAAUAUCAUGCAUCUUCAGGAGAGUGGUGACGGCGCUCUAGCGCCGCUUUCCAGGACCGGCAUGCGCGAGAACGUGUUCUGUCCCAUGGCAUUGGCAUCGAGUCCGCAACCAGCGUGGGUGGGAAGUGGGGACGACUGCAAGAAGAACUAUCUUGAUCGCUGCCAGCAGGAUCCAGAUGAGUUUUUCCGCUGGUUUUUUCCUAGUAUUGCGGAAGUGCCAUUGCUGACCGUCGGCCACCAGCACCGAAGCAUCAUACGCAACCUUUUCGACGUUAGCACGCUCAACACCAAGAAACCGCUGGCGGCAGAGGACCCGCAAAGCGAGUACCUGCUCAUAAAGGAAAAAGUCGAGUCGGAAGUCGCCUUGAUUUUGCGCAGGAUCGACCAGGCAGCCGACGAGCUCGGCGAUGACCCGAUUCCGCUGCGCCGACUGCUGAGUUUGAACUACGGCGAUGCCGGAGACGAGCACAUUGACGACGUGGAGUUCGAAGACGCGGCUGGCGGAACGGCACGCUUAGCCACUCUAUCGCACAAUAGUCUGGCCGCGCUGCCGCCAAUCCUCGUUAUGCAGCUCUCUCGCUUCGAAUUCGACUUUUCCACCAUGGAGACACGAAAAUUGAAUCACCAAGUCGAUUUUCCACUGACAGGACUGUACGACUUUGGAGGGCAAAAAUAAAACACAAUUCAGUAUACGGUUACGGUUACUUAGGUAGACUGUACUCCGACUCCCUGCUUCGACAAAGUCGAUCCCGAGGUUGACAUUGACAAGGCUUGGCAUGAUUUUUAUCUUUACUACGUCCUUGCCCUUGCUUUUGUUUUUGGGUUGUUUGUGUGGUCGUGUCACAGGAAACUCAAAUUGAUGAGACACGACAUAGUCGCACAAUAAUGAUAGAGGUGCUAGGUUGUAGGUCGUUAGGUAAACCAAGAGCUGCGAUAAGUUUUUGAUUGGAGGCGAGUGGAAGUUGAUUGGAGGAGGGGUUUUUAUAUUCUGGCAAAGUUCUUUUGUUACUUAGAGCAUUAAUAAGGUUAAUAACCGAUGAAGUGGAGGGAUGUGGUCAGGGCUCUGGGCCAUGAGCACCACCUGCAGCCCAGAGCUCCCGGCACAAGGAAAACAAGAGCCAGCCUGUAAGUCCUUACAAAGUAAGUGCAUAAAAUAUUACAGAGCAGCGCUAGAAGAAGCAUUACAUUCAAUGUCGCUUCUCCCUUUCCACCUUCAAAAAUCGGAUAUGCGGGAGUUUCUCAGCUUGCCAGAGAAUGCCGCGGACGCACAAAAGGCAGCAAGUACCACCUACGAUCUUGCGGCGGUGAUUUGCCACAGCGGGGUUGAGCACUCUGCGCAGAGUGGGCACUAUUACACUGCUGCGAGGUUAUGAAAAACCAAAAACUAGCUCUACUCCUACUUAGAAUUCUCAUCUUGAAUUAGGUGUGUUCUAAGUUGUCUAAAAGUUGGCUUUCACAAUUGUCGUGGUCCUCCUGUAAAAAAAUGUUCGGGUAGUACGAGGAGGUGCUGACAACAAAGCAAGUAGUUGAAGUACUAGUUAGUUUUACAUUUACAUAGUCCAGUAUCUAAAUGCUUUGGUGAGACUGAGAACCCCUAUUUCCUUCAUUGAGAGUCUCCGAUACGCGAUGGGCCAUGUUCAACGAUGAGCACGCGGAUCCAGUCGACACUCUUGAUAUCGACAUAAUGCGCACCGCUUACAUGCUUUUCUACACUCGUCGUGUGCCGGAUACUGCGUCGCCUAACACUGUCGAGAUGGCUCAUUAAAGCCUAUUACUAUUUUUUCAAGACUCGCAGCAUAGAAAUCCUAGAAAGCGACAGGGCGGAGCAGCUACUGCGGAAGCGAAUGAGAUGCCCUCAAUGAUGAUGACUCUUUCUCGCUGUGGAGAUCAUGUUCAUCACUAUCAGGUCUAACGAACAGGAACAUUCACAUCUGAAUCUUUAUAGGGAAGCAGUUCCUGAUGAGGGGACGAAGGGCAAGUAUUUUUAUAUUACAACAUGUUAUUUUCACGUCCGCGUUUCAACAUGAAACUUUCAAUUUAUUUCAUGUAAAAAGGUGUACUACCUAGCUCUCAUAGUAAUUAUACUGAAGAGUUGUAGAGAGUUUGAACAGACAACGUUUAUAUUUUCACACGGAAAACCCGUACUGGCGAUUCUGUGGAGUACAAGAAUCCUUUCAGAAUGGUUUGGUAUAUCAAAAAGGCAAUAAUAGCGCAGCUUGGCUGGUAUUCGUAGAGGACGACUUCUAAUCCUAGAGUUGCAGACACUUGUUAAUGGCUUGCACAAAGACAAACGAGAGCUCCGAAGUUUCAAUGCAGACGAGAGUCGUCGGUAUCUUCUGUAGCUGGGAUGCUGAAGCAGAGGUUCUUUGAACACUGGUCUCUUUGGGCAGUGGUGUUUCGG